This is a messenger RNA of Culicoides brevitarsis, 1743 nucleotides long. Its product is annotated as cytochrome P450 4d1-like. The transcript is spliced from 6 exons. Bases 16 to 1623 code for a protein of 535 amino acids. Gene Ontology annotation, molecular function: monooxygenase activity; iron ion binding; heme binding. Lineage: Eukaryota; Metazoa; Arthropoda; Insecta; Diptera; Ceratopogonidae. The record is from RefSeq and is a predicted model, not a curated record.
UAAAAUUUCUUCACUAUGAUCGCAGCGGGUUCUCAGUUGUUGUCGGCGUGUCGGGACAUCUACAUUCGUCCGUCAAAGCUGUUCGCGUACCAAAGGACUCCUAAUAUGGGAUCAUUUGUAAUUUUCACAGCUGCUCUGUGUCUCGCGUAUUUCGUGUUCAAAUAUGUCAAACGACACAUGGAGCAAGACGCUUGGUCAAAAUACUUCAAACAACCGCCAACGGUACCGAUUCUCGGAAUUUUUUUGAGUAUCCCGAAAACUCCGCCAGAAAUAUUCAGCGUAAUGAUGGAUUUUCCGCGCAUCUAUGGUGCAAAUCUCGCUUUGUGGGGCAUUGGCAACAAAGUUGACUUGUUAGUAACGAAUCCAAAGGAUAUCGAAGUCAUCAUGAAUGGCAAAACAACCAAAAAAUCAAAUCUUUACGACUUUAUUGAACCAUGGCUGGGCACUGGACUGCUCAUAUCUUACGGCAAAAAAUGGCAUAAUCGGCGAAAAAUCAUCACGCCAUCGUUUCACUUCAAAAUCUUGGAGAAAUUCAUCGAAGUCUUCAAUGAACAGGAUAAAAUUCUAGUGCAAAAGUUGAAUGAACACGUGGGCAAGGACGAAUUUAACAUUUAUUCGAACAUUAAUGCGAUUGCUUUGGAUAACGUGUGCGAGGCGGCCAUGGGAGUUAAAAUUCGGGCACAAGAUAAUCCGGAUCAACCGUAUAUUAAAGCUGUACAAGAAAUGAGUGAAAUAAUAUUCGACAGAAUCUUCAGUAUUUUGCACCAAUUUCCGACUUUGUAUGCUUUAACUCCAAAAGCUCGUCGCGGAAGGCAAUUAAUUAAAAUCUUGCAUGGGUUCACAAACAAAGUUAUCACCGAUAGACGACAGCAACUUAAGGAAAAUGGCAUUUUGCUCAACAAUAAUUCCGAAGAUAUCGAUGAAAUUUACGGCAAAAAGGCAAAAUUAUCGUUUCUUGAUAUGUUAUUGAAUGCCACAAUCGAUGGAAAGCCCUUGACGAACGACGACAUCAGAGAAGAGGUUGAUACGUUUAUGUUUGAGGGGCAUGAUACGACAACGAGUGCAAUGACGUUCAUCGUUUAUCGCUUGGCACUCAAUCCCGAUGUACAGGAACGUGCUUUUAAUGAACUUCAAAGCUUGUUAGGGACAGAUCCAGAUACGCCAUGCUCUUAUAACGACCUACAAGAGAUGAAAUAUUUGGAAAUGGUCAUCAAAGAAGCUCUUCGCAUGCAUCCUUCUGUGCCCUUAAUCGGUCGUCAAACCCUUGAACCGAUGCAGAUCGAAGGAAAUUACGUUCCAGCAGGAGUUGACAUCAAUAUUCCCAUUUAUGCAUUGCAUCAUAACGCGGAUGUCUUCCCAGAUCCCGAAAAAUUUGAUCCAGAACGGUUCACAGAAGAAGGACAAAAAAUGCGAAAUCCUUAUGAUUAUAUUCCGUUCAGUGCUGGCAACAGAAAUUGCAUUGGACAAAGAUUUGCAAUGCUGGAAAUGAAAGCAGUUAUUUCAACAAUCCUGCGACAUUACAAAAUAAUUGCAACAGAAAAAACUAGAAACGUCGUUACACGAGCAGACAUCGUUUUAAGGCCCGUUGGGGGCAUGUACGUAAGGCUUGAGAAACGUACUUGACUUUUGCUCAAAAAAAUUGAUAUUUUUUUAAAUAAAAAUAAUUUUAAUAAUAAAAAUAUAUUUUAACUCACCUUUCUUAUUAAAAAUUAUAAUAAAAUAUUAAAAAAGAUUAUAAAAUUA